UUCUAUUUAAGAAUGAGAGGAUUUUCUUGAUUUAUUUUAAUUUUUUAGAUGGAUUUUUACAUCGUUUUAAUGUGAGCCAUAAUGGAUAUAUCGUUAACACCGUUUAAAAGACGUUACGUAGAAAAUUGGCGAAAAGACGUUCAGAAACACCUAGAAGAAGGUUCUAUAUGUCGUAUAGUCGUGGCACAAAUAAACAGUGAAGAUGAAGACAAUUCAGAUAGUGCACCGAAACCUACAACACCUCUUCCCCCUCCAUCGGGAAAUCGCGCGAAGCAAGUCUCGCGAGAAAAAACGCCAAACGAGAAGUUAGCAGAUAUGGCAGUUAGUAGUUCUCUUCACAUCCAAGCUCUCCCAUCAGUCCGAUUCAUGUACACUAAUGCCAUGGAACAGAAGAAAAAUUCUGAAAAACUUUACGGAGGUUUUCCCGUUGCAGGUCGGCAAAGUUCGCGGAAAGACGCUCAGGAAACUGUUAAUUCACAGGAAGAUGAAACCGAGGCUAAGCCUCUCGUCAUCGUUGACCCUCAGCUGAUGACUCCAAUUGACCAUCCAGAAUUGAGUACGCAAGAAAAUAAAAAACCAAACGGUAAAGACGUUCGUUUUCCGAUGAAAAUUUCCUCCUUAAAACCUCAGGUUGAGUCCAAGAAGUACAGUAGAUUGCCCCUCUUUGCCAAAUGUAAAAUUCAAUCUACAGAGAGAAAUAGUUUUGUGGUUUCACGAUCAAAUUUCCUGAAAAACGGGAAAGCAAAGAAUCACAGCUUCUUAACACUACCGGUGCGAUUCCAAGUUCAAGCUCAGACGAAUGAACGUUUGAUUCAGAGUUCUGAAAAUUACAUUCUUAAAGAGAAAACAAAUUUAUCACAAACUCCAAGGAACGAUGCGAGAUCCCCACGAAAGGUAGAUUUUCCCCUCCCUACACCCCGCGUAGCAUCCAACACUGUCUGGGCGUGGUAGGGCGGAAUAAUUCUGUUCCAUUUCGUGACAAUUCCAAAGACUUUUUUUGUUUUUGUUAAAUUGAUAUACCUAGGUCACUUUUGUUCAUUAAUUGAGAUAUUUUGGAUUUUUUUCCCAUAAAAAUUAGAUUAUAAUCGUCAAAUAUCUUCGAAGACACAUAGAACAAUGGUACUUGCUUUGAAUAUUUUUUUUUUUUUUAUCAGGGAAUCCAUUAUAUAGACAGCACUGGUAAGAAAGGUUCUUAAUAUUUUCAUAAGAUCAAAGAAUUCAGUUUACAUUUAGUGAACGUUAAGUAUAUACAUGUACCAGAUAUAAAAAUAUGAAUUAUAUCAUCCUAUGAUUAUUUAAGUUUAAAGACUGAAAACAGAAUCGUACAUAGAUUUCUAUCUGUAU
Molecule: messenger RNA, 1344 nt
Organism: Saccostrea echinata
Lineage: Eukaryota; Metazoa; Mollusca; Bivalvia; Ostreida; Ostreidae
Exons: 3
Coding region: 82-951 (289 amino acids)
Source: RefSeq, a predicted model, not a curated record